AUGAAUAUAGCAGCCAAGUACCGCCAGGCCUCCCUGUACGUGGGUGACCUCCAUGCUGACGUCACCGAGGACCUGCUGUUCAAGAAGUUCAGCGCCGUGGGGCCCGUGUUGUCCAUCCGCAUCUGCAGGGACCUGGUCACCCGCCGCUCCCUGGGCUACGCCUAUGUGAACUUUCUGCAGCUGGCGGAUGCCCAGAAGGCGCUGGACACCAUGAACUUUGACUUGAUAAAGGGCAAAUCCAUCCGUCUCAUGUGGUCUCAACGUGACGCCUACUUAAGGAAAUCUGGGAUUGGGAACGUGUUCAUCAAGAAUCUGGACAGAUCCAUUGAUAACAAAACCCUUUAUGAACACUUUUCAGCGUUUGGGAAGAUCCUGUCCUCCAAGGUGAUGAGUGAUGAUCAGGGCUCCAGGGGCUAUGCAUUCGUGCACUUUCAAAACCAGAUUGCUGCGGACAGGGCCAUCGAGGAGAUGAAUGGGACACUGCUUAAGGACUGCAGGCUGUUUGUUGGCAGAUUCAAAAGCCGCAAAGAUCGAGAAGCCGAGUUUCAGAACAAAGCCCAUGAAUUCACCAAUGUUUACAUCAAAAAUUUUGGAGAUGAGAUGGAUGAUGAGAGGCUGAAGGAAGUUUUCAGCAAAUACGGCAAAACCCUGAGUGUUAAGGUUAUGACAGAUUCCAGUGGAAAAUCCAAAGGCUUUGGCUUUGUGAGUUUUGAUAGCCAUGAGGCUGCCAAAAGGGCUGUUGAAGAAAUGAAUGGAAAGGACAUAAACGGACAGCUGCUUUUUGUAGGCCGGGCACAGAAGAAAGCAGAGAGACAGGCUGAGUUAAAGCAAAUGUUUGAGCAGCUGAAACAUGAAAGAUUUCGGCGGUGCCAGGGUGCGAAGCUCUAUAUUAAGAACCUGGAUGAGACCAUUGAUGAUGAAAAACUGCGGAGGGAAUUUUCUACAUUUGGAUCAAUUAGCAGGGUUAAGGUAAUGCAGGAAGAAGGGCGAAGCAAAGGGUUUGGCUUGAUCUGCUUCUCCUCUGCGGAGGAGGCCACUAAAGCAAUGACGGAGAUGAAUGGCCGCAUCUUAGGCUCCAAGCCACUCAACAUCGCCCUGGCCCAGAAACCCUAG
Budorcas taxicolor (takin) is the source of this 1113-nucleotide messenger RNA. RefSeq names its product poly(A) binding protein cytoplasmic 4 like (gene PABPC4L). Lineage: Eukaryota; Metazoa; Chordata; Mammalia; Artiodactyla; Bovidae. The record is from RefSeq and is a predicted model, not a curated record. Gene Ontology annotation, cellular component: ribonucleoprotein complex. The transcript has a single exon. Bases 1 to 1113 code for a protein of 370 amino acids. Gene Ontology annotation, molecular function: RNA binding.